AGCAGAGCCGCUGGAGAGCUCACUCGUCGUCCGCAGGCUCCAGCCAAAACAAGAGGAAGAGAAAGCAGACGUGACCUGACGUUUUAUUUUUUCAUUUUUUUUAUUUAUUCAUUUCCCCGUCGUGUCCGUGGCCCACGCAAGAUGUGACUUGUUGACACCGCCUCACGCAUAUUCAUGUAUUUGAAAAGAGCCGGGAGUGAGUGCGCAGAGACGAGAAGCCGAGCUGCUCUGGCGAAUGGAACUUAUUGUUGUGCGUUUGUUUUGACUAUGUUAACCCCGAGUGAGUUUGGCUUCGGUCCGUCUCCGCUCGUCGUCGUCGUCGUCGUCGGCCCUUGAUCUUUUCCGGGGGGAUAUUUAAACACACCCGAGCGGCUGAAGCAGGGAAACAGCGACGGGAGGAAUCGUGCAGAGAAGCCCAGCGAGCUUUUCCGCCACAGAGCCGGGGAUUUAAAUCGUCACUUGGUGGCUGCUCCGGGAGAGGAGGCGAGAGGCAAAGAAAAGACAUUCAUGUGGCCAUUCUCUCUAUAGCCAAACAUUUUUAUUUUUGGGAUUUCAUAAUGAGCAAGGAAAGACCUAAGAGGAAUAUCAUUCAAAAGAAAUAUGAUGAUAGUGAUGGGAUCCCAUGGUCGGAGGAGCGGGUGAUGCGGAAGGUGCUGUACCUCUCUCUAAAGGAGUUUAGGACCGCACAGAAAAGGCAGCUGGACGGAGAUGGAACCACAGAUUCCAGUGGCUCCUUAGCCAAUGGGCAGCUGAAUGGCUCGGGAUCAAAGGGCAUUCACAAAGAAGAUAGCUCCGUGCGCUCUCAGGGCCUGGAUGGGAGCAGCGAGUACUGCGAGGACGGUCCCGCGAAGAAGAGACCGCGGCUCCAGGCCCAGAGGAAGUUCGCCCAGUCGCAGCCCAACUCGCCCAGCACGACGCCCGUCAAAGUGGCCGAGCCGGUCAGCCUGAACACCGCCGUCGCGACGGUGCCCUCCGCGUCCCUGUCACUGCUCGCGUCCUCAUCCCUGUCCUCUUCAAUUCAGGACCUGUCCAAGCGCAAGCCUAAGACGGAGGACUUCCUCACCUUCCUCUGCCUCAGAGGUAAGAGUGGAGAAGAUGGAGGUUCAGCAGCACUGCCCAGCAGCAUGGCCUACUUCGGCAGCUCCCAGGAGGAGGAGGACCUGGAGGAGGACGAGGUGGAGGAAGAGGAGGUGAGGAACGGCGGUGGAAUCCACUCUCACGGGGUGGGAGGCAGCAGCCAGGCCUCGGCCUCCUCCUCGUGCCACUCGACACCCCGCAAGGGCAAGCUCCCCACGAGGCAGCCACUCAAUGGGCACGUGUUCAACAACCACAGCAAAGCAGGGAUCAGGGAGAGUCCGAGGCCCAAGGCUGGCUUUCACGGCAGGGAUGCACCUGCCCCACCACUGCCACCUCCUCCACCUCCACCUCCGCCACUCCUGAGGGAGCGCAGUGAGCGGGCAGAAGCGCGGGAACACGCCAGGGAGCUGCUGGCCAUGGCCAGCAGCCGAGGCUCAGCCAACGGGCUGCCACCAAGGAGAGCUGCUGAGGAGCUGCGGAAGCAGGUCUCUAAAGUGAACGGGCUGACGCGGGCAAGCUCAGCACAAGGCGUCGGUGGUGCCAAAAAGAGCCGCGACUUCCGGCUGCCGUCCAAAACUGUGAAGAAGUACACAGCCACCGUGUCCAAGGGCCACGUCACUUACACCAAAGCCAAACAGAGAGAACUGGGCAAGAAAACCAAACUCAGCAACAGCAACAAACACAACAGCGCCGCCUCGGCACCAUCGUCAGCGAACAAUCACAAUCAGCACAGCCAGUCAGCAGCCAGCAACGGGCUGGCCAACUCAGGAAAAGCAGUGGCACCAGCCCACCACAGCAAUGCAAAAACUCGCAAACAGGUGCUACUAUCCAAUGGGCUGCACAAUGUGUCUGCCGGUGCCCGCCUCAAUGGGAGGCUAAACGGGCAGCGGCACAACACCCUGGCUAAGGAGGUCAGUCAGAGACAGUGCCAGGGGGAGUGUCCCGGUCGAGAGGGGCUGCGUAACUCCAAGCGGCGUCUGGAGGUUGUGCUCAACGCAGUGGGGACAGGUAUUGUUGAGCAGAAAGCCAAAACUACUGGCACUGAGGCCAAGAAGGCCAAAGUUCAACUGACUCCUCUGGAGACGCGCAGCAGUAGUAAGAAGGUGGCCAAUCAAGAGAGAGCUGCCAUGCAGACCGCCGCUCCUACCACUCCAGUUUCUAAUGGACAUACAGCAGAAACACCCCCAUCUCCAACUGUUACCCCGCCUCCAACUCCCCCUCCCCAACAAACUCCACCUCUUUCUACACCAGCAGCCAAUACGGAGCCGGUGAACCAGCGACCCAAGCGGGCAUCAGCCGGCAAGCUGAUGUUGAUACGACAAGCACAGCAGCAGCAGAGCAGGUCCCAUGGUCGGAGCUCAUCCUCCUCCUCUCCCUCAGCAAGCCAGAAUCACUUACAGAACCCAAGUCGUGCCAGCACUACCUCAGACCCCCUGCAAACCUCCUCCUCCUCCACCACCACCUCUGUGCUUACGUCCACCAACAGCCCCGGACAGCUUAAACCAGCGGCACUGCGGCCCGCUGAGCGGGAGUGGGAGCGCGAGAAAGAGAUGACACGGCAGAAAGAACGCGAGCAGGACAAAGAAUGGGAGCGCCAGAGGAGUCGGCCAGAGGGCUGGGCAGCUCUCGGCGAAGUGCCCGUCUUCCGGCCAGCACCGCGGGAGUUCCAGGAUCCUCUGGUGUACUUGGAUGCAGUGAGGGAACAGGCUGAAGGAGCCGGCAUGUGCCGCGUGGUGCCGCCUCCGGACUGGCGGCCCGAGUGCAAGCUGAGCGAGGAGAUGCGUUUUGUCACACAGGUGCAGAGGGUGCACAUGCUGGGCCGGCGCUGGGGCCCCAACGUGCAGCGGCUGGCCUGUAUCCGGAAGCACCUUAAAUCUCAGGGCAUUACCAUGGAUGAGUCACCGGUCAUUGGUGGCUGUGAAGUGGACCUGUCACGUUUUUUCCAGCUCAUCAAUGACAUGGGCGGCAUGCAGCAGGUGAUGGACCUGAAGAAGUGGACCAAGCUGGCCGACCUUCUGCGCAUCCCUAAGUCCGCACAGGACCGGCUGGCCAAGCUGCAGGAAGCUUACCUCCAGUACAUCCUCUCUUAUGACUCGCUCGUUACUGAGGAGCGCCUGCGACUGCAGGCCGAGGUGCUGCAGGAGAAAAAGAACCUGGAGUCUCGUCGGGGACCUCUGGAGGGGCUUUCAGACACUUCAGCGCCAAGUGCUCUGGUCCUGCCACGCUAUGAGCCCAAGAACGGUCUGGUAGGUGGGAUUGUGGGAGGAACAACAGGACACCAGCGCACCAAUGGAGUGUAUCACCAUCUGAAGGACCUGGAGGCUCAGGUCAAAGCAGGCCGGCGCCGGCUCUUCGCUCAGGAAAAACAAGGCAAAGAGGACAGGCAGCAUGGAGAGGAGGAGGAGGAGCAGCAGCAGCAUCAGCAGCAGCAGCAGCAGGUGGAGGAGGACAGGAGCAUUGUCAUUGACCAGCACAAAUGUAUUUACAAGGGGAAAUCGGUGUCUUUGACUAAUUUCUUCAGGAUAGCCCGGAACACCAUGACCAUGUGCUUUAACAAGGAACCGGGGGCUGCUGAGGUCGAGCAAGAGUACUGGAGGACUGUGGAGCAGAGAGACAGCCACGUGGCAGUGCAUUGUGGGAAGGUGGACACCAGUACACAUGGCAGUGGUUUCCCCACAGGAAAAUCAGAGCCAUUCUCAAAACAUGGUUGGAACCUCACUGUCCUCCCCAAUAAUCCUGGAUCCAUUCUGAGGCAUCUGGGUGCUGUGCCUGGGGUGACUAUUCCCUGGCUAAACAUUGGCAUGGUCUAUUCUACCUCAUGCUGGUCUCGAGACCAAAACCGCCUUCCAUAUAUUGAUUAUUUACACACUGGUGCUGAUUGCAUUUGGUAUUCUGUCCCUGCUGAGGAGAAGGCUAAGCUGGACAAGGUGGUCCAUACACUGCUUCAGGCCAAUGGCACCCCAGGACUAGAAAUGUUGGAAAAGAACAUUAUGAUCUCUCCAGAGGUGCUGUGCCGUGAAGGUAUCAAGGUUUACCGCACGGUCCAGCGAAGCGGGCAGUUUGUGGUCUGCUUCCCAGGUGCCUUUGUCUCUAAAGUGUGCUGUGGCUACAGCGUGUCAGAGACUGUGCACUUUGCCACGCCGCACUGGAUGAACCUGGGUUACCAGGCUGCAAAGGACCUUAAAUGUCGUCGCAUCGCCAAACCCUUCUCCAUGGAGAAGCUACUGUACCAGAUUGCCGCAGCUGAGUCGAAGAGGGACAACGGCCUUCUCCUCGCCACCAUCUCCGCCCUACUCAAAGAUCUCAGGAACAUAGAGUUGCACCAACGGCAGGAACUUUACAAGGCAGGUCUGCUCUCCUCUGCUCGCUAUGGCACGCAUGACAGCAGCCUCGCACCUGGUGAAGGACGCAAGAAGCCCCGCGGGAAAUGGCUCGCACUGGAAUCUUCAGAGAGACGCUGCCAGAUCUGCCAGCAUCUCUGCUACUUGUCCAUGGUGGUUCAGGAGACCGACAACGUGGUCUUCUGUCUAGAGUGUGCACUGCGCUAUGUGGAGAAGCACAAGUCCUGCAGAGGCCUUAAGAUGAUGUACCGAUAUGACGAGGAGCAAAUUAACAGUUUGGUGAGCCAGGUGUGUGGUCGGGCCAUGUUAAAAAACAGCACUAGCGGUGGUGGGGGAGUCGUCGUCAGUGGAGGAGGGGGGGAACCCUGUCUUGGCUUGAGCCCCAUUAAAGCGUUGCCGGCUAAGCGCGGCCCACGGAAGCGCACCACUGUGGAGGUCUCCCUGUCCCGCCUGUCCUCCAGCCACAUGCCCAAAGCCGCGGCUGUGUCCUGAGGACGGGCGCCCGGGUGUGCUGUGCCCUGCGUCCAGCUCCAACCACCUCCCGACCCCGCCCCUUCCCCCUCCACACACACACACACCUCACUCAACUCUCUUUUUUUUUUCUUUUCCACAUAAAGCAGGAUCACUGUCAAUCCUUCCUCCACCGCCUGAUAUUUAAGAUGGCUUGUUUUUGAGCUUUGAAAAUCCUCAGUCCCUCCAUCCCAAAAGAAAUCACCUCCCCCCUUAGUACGACAAGCUUGUUGAUAUGAAAAAGGAAAAAAAAAAAGGAUAACAAGUUGUCUUUUUUGCACUAGUGUGAAAGAAUAAUUUGUUUUUAUUCUGUAUGACUUUUAGAGCCCCCGGCCUCCACCUCACCCACCUCACCCACCUCACCCUCCUCACAUUAUGAGCAUUAAGUUCAGAACAGUCACAACAAAGACUUGAUGGGUCUUUUCCCACCUUUUUAUCUUCACCCUCCCUUUAAUGCAUCACUCUUUCCUCCCCCUUUAUGACACUGAACCCUCACCCCCUUCCUCAUCGUGCAUCACCCAACUGUGAACAUGGGACGAACAAAAUGUAAAGGUGGCCUUUUUU
Messenger RNA from Solea senegalensis (Senegalese sole), 5492 nucleotides. RefSeq names its product jumonji, AT rich interactive domain 2b (gene jarid2b). Gene Ontology annotation, molecular function: histone demethylase activity; DNA binding. Gene Ontology annotation, biological process: chromatin remodeling. The coding region runs from base 558 to 4910 and encodes 1450 amino acids. NCBI's taxonomy places the organism in Eukaryota, Metazoa, Chordata, Actinopteri, Pleuronectiformes, Soleidae. The record is from RefSeq and is a predicted model, not a curated record. The transcript has 18 exons. Gene Ontology annotation, cellular component: nucleus.